CUGCAGCUCCGGAGGAAUUUCACACCGCGGCCCUGGCUGUCUCUCCAACGGACUCGCCCUGCUGCAUCUCCCGUGGCCACGCAGAACUCUCACCAUGCCGGAGCAGAGCAACGACUACAGAGUGGCUGUGUUCGGGGCGGGGGGAGUGGGCAAGAGCUCCCUAGUCCUGAGGUUUGUGAAGGGCACGUUCCGGGAGAGCUACAUCCCCACUGUGGAGGACACCUACCGGCAGGUGAUCAGCUGUGACAAGAGCAUCUGCACGCUGCAGAUCACCGACACCACGGGCAGCCACCAGUUCCCCGCCAUGCAGCGGCUGUCCAUAUCCAAGGGCCACGCCUUCAUCCUGGUCUACUCCAUCACCAGCCGGCAGUCUCUGGAGGAGCUCAAGCCCAUCUACGAGCAGAUCUGUGAGAUCAAAGGGGACGUGGACAGCAUCCCCAUCAUGCUGGUGGGCAACAAGUGCGACGAGAGCCCCAGCCGCGAGGUGCAGAGCAGCGAGGCCGAGGCAUUGGCGCGCACGUGGAAGUGCGCCUUCAUGGAGACCUCGGCCAAGCUCAACCACAACGUGAAGGAGCUGUUCCAGGAGCUGCUAAACCUGGAGAAGCGCAGGACCGUGAGUCUCCAGAUCGACGGCAAGAAGAGCAAGCAACAGAAAAGGAAAGAAAAGCUGAAGGGCAAGUGCGUGGUCAUGUGAAGACCCUGGUCGCCCUGCACCGCAGAGGGGCAGCUGCGCCUGGCCGCGUCCCUCCCCAGUGCACCCUCCCCAUCCGGGCAGCAUGUCUGAGGCCCACGUGUGACACAUUGCAUCUGCCCGAGCGCACCCUCAUGUCCCUAUGGGGUGGUCCAUGCCACUCCACCAUCAGCCAUCCUUCUCUAGAGCCACAGACCUGCCAGGGGGCGAAAAAGAAGUGCAAAGCUGAGGCCUGUGGAGAGAGGUGCCAGCCACUGUGCUGGCAGGCAGUUUUGGCCAUUAGGAGUUAGGAAGACUGGACCCUGGGAAGAAGGACAAGCAGAGGGGACGUGUGUCACCUACAUGCAUGUUGAAUGUGUAAGCCCUGAGCUACGGGCACCAACCCCACCACAAGCAUCUCUCCCUGCUCAGAAGCCAGUAGCAUCUUGGGGGUGGGGAUGGUGAGAAGGCCAGCUGGUCCCACGUGAGCAGAGUGGUUCCCUCGCAAGGUUUUUAGGUGGACACCCUCCCCAAAGGAUGUGUGUGCCCUGUCUGUUCUCCUGCCUGGCCCUGAGGGGAUGAGUCACCUCCUGUAGAUCUAGUUAGCACGCAUCUUGUCAGCCAAGUAGAGCACUUACUUUCACAUGCAACAAUGAGUUCACACACAGUGCGCUCUUGUGUCAGAAGUUCUUCAACUAUUGAGUACUGGUAUCGUAACAUUCUAACACAACGCAAUAAUGUUCUUGUGUGUUACACUUUGAGGGUUUUAGAAAUGUGAAGUUUCUUUCCUUUGGUCUGAUAGGGCUGUAUCUUCUAGCCCUCAUAUUUUUAAACAAAAACAAAUAAAGUAGCUAUUUUUAAACUUUCCCCCCCUCUCAGACAGGUUUCUUGUCUCAGAUAACUUGAUCAGUAUCCAGCUGGGUAGCAGCCAACAAAGGCCAUCUGACAACCAGAAGCACACGCAUUUUUCUAAAUGACAUGAACAUGUACAUGCCAUAUUUUGCACCUCAAGAAAUACUUUGAAACAGCAAUGUGUUCACUGUGUUUUUGAUGAUCCGGCUAUACUGGUAUACACUCCUGGAAGUGUGCUGAAUUAGUAGCCAGUUUUCUUGCACAUUCCAUCCUACGUGUCCUCUUAAGAGUUGCUCAGUGCAGUGUUUACCUGAGAAACAAUUAUCUUCUAAUGAUUGUGAAUACAUCCUUAAUUCUGCCCAGGCUGGCUUUCGUGCGUGGUGUGGCAGAUGGUGGUGGCUGCAGAAGGCUUGGUGCUUUGUCCUAGGCAGAGCCCGCUUGGCCCAGUGCUCCACCACAGGCCGUGGAGUCUGCUUGUGCUCUGCUUCUUCAGAGUCUCCCCCCCCCCGCCCCAACAGAGCCUGAGGCUUCUGUCAGUUGGCAGAGGUCAGCCUGCCAGCCCAUUGGACUGUCUUCUUUGCCAUCCUUCCUGUUGCCCACCUGGCAGGCAGAGAAAGCAUGCAGUCCCACAUGGGCCUGAAGACAGGGCCUUUCAUCUGUUGAGCAGAAGUGCUAGCCCUGCGCUGUGCUUCCAAGCUGGGGUGGUUGUGCGUAUCAUCUUUUGCGCCUAUUGUGUUAACUGUCCCCUCCACUACACAGGGCUUCUGCAGCAACCACGCUUGGGCCUCUGAGCACACCGUGCGCUCAGUACAUUCCGGCUCCCUCUAGCCCUUUCUAACUUAGCUCCCUUGCGUGGUCCCUCAGCAGCACCUUGUUUGCCCUGGCGAUGCACAAUGUGGGUGGCCUUGGAGCAUCUUGUGGCUCCACAAUUCUUCCCACCUCAACCCUCAAGGGCAGCCUCUUUCCCAACUUCACAGGAAGGGGACAGUCAUGUAGGAAAGGGACUUUUGCAGUGAGAAAGGAGGGGCUGGGUGUGGAGCCGGCUGGAGCUCAGCCUGUGCCAGCACCAUGCUCUCUUGAAAUCCCUCCUGUGAGCACCCAUGUUGCGUGAGAUCUAGCAGCUGGCUUUUCUGCAGCAUCGCUUCCUAUUUGUUGCUCUCUUGUUUAUAUUCUUAGAGAUUAUUGGCUUGCCAUUUGGGUGUGAGCAAAGGGGAAGAGGCCGCAGAACCUCAUGGCCAACACAGAGUGGGUUCUCUUCUAAUAGCAAGAUCCGGUCUUCACCUCUGCCUGGAAGGUUGGUAAGGCCUGCAUAGUGAGUGCUUCCUGCUGAACAUCCCAUGCCCACUGAUCAAGAGCCAUGAUUUGCUUUAGGACUUUGAAGGCAGUUUCCACACGUGUAACUAUUUAGGGCUUUAUCAAUAUGAGAAGCUGUCAUGCCUGAGUGUCUGAUCUCAUUCAGGAUAAAUUUGGUUGCUUCAUGUUUCAUACAUGAGUUUAGAGGAUUGGGAAAGCCAGAAGGACCUCCACCCCAUGCUCCUCUCUGAGAUGUUUCCUGUGAACUGCAUGGAGGAUACCAAUGGUUCUUUCAGCAUCAUCUUUAGGGCUCCCCAACUGACUCAGGGCUUGAGGCAUUAGUGCAUAAUGCUGGGUGAGAUGGCUUUCAGUUUUUAUUUGGUUCUGCCCCGAAUACAGGAUUUGAGUUCUUGAAGACACAACCUACAUUGCACAUGGGCACAGAAGUUUUUAAUCCAGCCCUAGAAAGUUCCCAACUCAAAAUACUGCUUUGAAGAUGGUGUGGUGGGGUUAAGUGUGGAGCUCCCCAAGUUGCACUCUGUCCCUGCCGCCCCCUCCACCCAGCGACAAGCCAUGGGCCUGCAUACAUUGCAGCAAGACCAACACGGAGCAAUAGCAAAUUGUUCAUUAUAUCUAAAAUUAUAUAUAUAUUAUAUAAUUUAUCUUCCUG
Messenger RNA from Octodon degus (degu), 3485 nucleotides. RefSeq names its product DIRAS family GTPase 2 (gene Diras2). The transcript is spliced from 2 exons. Gene Ontology annotation, biological process: signal transduction. Gene Ontology annotation, cellular component: plasma membrane. Bases 95 to 694 code for a protein of 199 amino acids. The record is from RefSeq and is a predicted model, not a curated record. Gene Ontology annotation, molecular function: GDP binding; GTPase activity; GTP binding. Lineage: Eukaryota; Metazoa; Chordata; Mammalia; Rodentia; Octodontidae.